CCAGCUGCAUAAGAUGAGAGGUGCGGUGACCUGUCACCAGUCCUUGCAUCAAUUAACCCCAGAAUGAUUUUAAAAUGUGGGAAGAAACCGGAGUUCGGCAUUUGAGCACGAGCCAAGUCCAAGUUUCGGAGCGGAAGUGGCAGUUAACGGUGACGUCGACCCGCUCAACACAGCAAUCGUUUAGAUGACAGAUGUCGCCAUCUAGUGGCCACAUGCGCAUAUUAUACUUUUGACUUGGCGAGACACUUGUGUAGAAUAAACCAAGCCUCACUUCAACAGUUCAACAACUCCAGUCUUAUAACAACAACGGAGCGCGUGUAAACCUCGAGUUUUUUGAGGUUGUUAAUGCAGCCGUUUCCGUUGUCAUCACCCACAGCGGUGUGUGACUGGCGGGCUGCUCCUCUCUCGCCCGGAUGUCGAAUGGCGGGAGUGGAUCAAACCAAACACGAGGUCACGGGUGUGCUUCUGCUGUUCAACUGUUGUCACGUUUCACCUCCACUACCUGAAACUUUGACUGCUUUGUAGGUGGCUGCGAAUGACAAAGGGAGAACAAGGAUGGGCUCAUCUCCACAUGAGGAUAAAAGAAGGAGGUGGAACUGAAAGCUCUACCCACCUUAAGAACUCAGUGGGCUCUCCCUAUGGGUUCCCCAGCUUCUCUCGUCACAUGUGACGAUUAACAGCUUCUGCUCGUGUCUCUGCAGUCAGAGAGCCGAACUGAGGUGCCAGUGUGGCAGCUGACUGAAGGAAGUUGAAGAAGGGACCCCAGAAACCUUCACCAAAGGAGCGAGGCCUGUGCUGGCCUGUCAUUGGCUGAAACCGCCCUGUGAACGCUCAAGCUAGGAUGUGGCCCCACAGGUCUGACCGCCAGCCAAGUGUGUUGUACAUUCUGCUGGGGCUCUUCUUCGUCCCCCCGAAUGCCGCUGACCCCUCCGAGCGAGCCAGGGCUCCUCCCUCGAGACAGAAGCGCCUGGUCCUGCCAAAUUCAUACAUGAUAAAUUUCGUCCGAGGGCAAACACAAACUGUGAAGGUGGAUUGGUGCGACAUCGCUGACUGCCAGGGGGAUGACAAAGCUUGGGUCCGGUCGAUAAAAUAUCUCUGCGAGGUUCGCGGCAAAGACAUCAGUUGGGACGACUGUCCCUGGCACACUGGGACCGAGGACUGGGGAGUCACGUAUGCCGACAGCACCGACCGGAGGAAGCGCUUGUCCAUCGUCCAACAAGCCAGCGACGCCAGCUGCGAGCCUGGACAAUGCAACCCCCUGCUCAUCACUCUGAAGGAUCCCUGUCAUGAUGACGCAGGCUUCUAUCGCUUGUAUGCCUAUGUCAGUGGACCAGACCCCUAUCAACUACUGUAUUUUGUCAUUGAGGAACCUCCCAACAGGUCUUUGAGCCGGGCCUUAGAGGGGUUGCGCAAUCUGACCGAAAAACUACGCCCGGUCAGGCGGCCAGGGGAGAUCACUGGGCCCGUGCUCUCUGUACUUGCGCUUUUGACUAUUAUCGGGAUCACAGCCUUUUGCGUCGUCCGCCGUCGACACGCCGAAAACCGCUUAGCUCAGCUACAGCCCACCGUUAGCGAUGCCAUCCCGGACCUCGUGAACCCUCCAACAAACCCCCAUUACAGAGAAGGGAACGCUGUGUUCAUCAAAACCACUUCCGUUUAGCGUCUGUUCUGUGAAAAUCUGAAGAGUGUUUUCCGCCCGACUCGUAUUCACGCUUCACUUCGGUCUGCUGCGCAGUGUGUGCAGGCGAAUGUGACACAGGGAGAAACGAAACCAACUGUCAGUCAGGUAAGAUCAGACAAAAACGGUCGCUGUUGUUCACUCCUCACGCUCCAGGAAAAACUCUCUUCUGUCUGUUUUGAAUCCUUUGUUCCGCCGUGUGUGAGCUUCAUUAUUGCCAGUGUUUUGACAACCAACUUUUUCCCUGUACGCUCCGUCCCUUCAUUACAUUUCCAGUUUCAAUUGACUCGCAGUACUGUGUGGUUUCAUUCAAAGAUGGUGAACUCGCCUUUGCCUUUGCUCGAGAGUCAGGUGUACCAACCCAACCAUCAUCAUCCGUAAAAGUUAUGUCACACAACAUGGCUGCCGCCGGGUGAUGUCCAUCCAAUCUCACCCGCUUGUCCGUUGCCGGGUCGUGGGGGCAGCAGCUUCAGAAGGCCACGCCAAAUGCCCUUCUCCACCAGCUCCAGCUCCAACUGGAGGACCUCAGACCCUCCCAGGCCGAUCUAAUCCCUCCACCUGGUCCAGGGUCCACCCCUCGGUCUCCUCCCCGCUGGCCGCACCUGGAACACCUCCAAAGGGAGGCCAUGUCUUUUGAUGGCAUCGUCCCAAACUUUGGGCCACACUGACGUUUUACAGCAUGUCGUCAUCUCUAGCCAUUUUCACGCCGCAGCGUUUUGAAAUAGUGACAUCAAUGUGGAAGGGAAGGGUUAAGAGAGUGGUCCUCAACAUGACAU
Synchiropus splendidus (mandarinfish) is the source of this 2454-nucleotide messenger RNA. RefSeq lists its product as uncharacterized. Lineage: Eukaryota; Metazoa; Chordata; Actinopteri; Syngnathiformes; Callionymidae. The transcript is spliced from 2 exons. The record is from RefSeq and is a predicted model, not a curated record. The coding region runs from base 842 to 1660 and encodes 272 amino acids.